GGCUUACAGGACAAACAGUAGCAAGGGUGGUCCACAAUGAAUGGGCCAUUCGUUUGGUAUGUGGGCCUCUAAGCCCAAAUUAAAAGGCCCAUUAAGUUAGGAAUGAAGAGAGUAGAGCCUGCUCGUGCUCGUGUUGUGGGUAUGGCGGUGGUAGUGGCGUCUUCCGUCGCCGUCCUCUUCCCUUAGCCUAUGAGCCGUUACUCGCUUCUCCAAACACCCACCACCUCCAUCAUCACCAUCAUCAACGAUAACAACUAUAUAACACACAAUCGUCUUUCUCUCACACAAAGAUCUAUUAUAUUAUAUGCUCAAGAAUGGCAUGGAGGGAGCUUGGAAGAAAGAGAAUUUAUAUGAAUACUUUUAGAACUUUGAAUACAUCAUCAUUUAGGCGUGUUGUAGGAUCAAGCUAUGGAUCUACAUAUACUACACAGUUUGUUUAUGCAUCAGCAAGAUGCAUGCCAGACCUCAUCAGCCACUCAUCUAUAGGAGUGGAUGGUUUGUUCAGUGGGACAAAAGAAGGUGGUAUACGGUGCUUCCAUGCUAGUCCUGCAGUCUGGGCAAGAAGAGGUGAUGAGCCAUUUGGGUUAAAGACCCCAAAGAAGGAGAAGUACAUAAGAAGGGAAGGUAGAAACCAGCCACCUGUUGAAGCUCGAUAUGUCCCUCGUAAUGUCAAAGCACCAAAAUCUAAUUCUGAUAAAACAGUAGAAAUCUUUGAAGGCAUGACCCUUGAUGAACUGGCAAAGCGCACUGGAAAAUCAGUAUCUUCUUUGCAGGAUAUACUCACAAAUGUUGGUGAAAAGUUAGAAUCAGAGUUUGAGCCUCUCAGCAUGGAUAUUGUAGAGCUUGCUGCAAUGGAGGUUGGGGUCAAUGUGAAGAGGUUACAUUCGGCCGAGGGUACUGAAAUCGUACCUCGUCCUCCGGUUGUAACUGUGAUGGGCCAUGUUGAUCAUGGUAAAACUUCUCUUCUUGAUGCCUUGCGUCAAACAUCAGUGGCAGCCAGAGAGGCUGGUGGCAUAACUCAGCAUCUAGGUGCCUUUGUGGUGGUCAUGCCAUCUGGAGCAUCAAUCACGUUUCUUGACACCCCUGGUCAUGCUGCAUUUAGUGCAAUGCGGGCAAGAGGCGCAGCAGUCACGGAUAUAGUAGUGCUAGUUGUUGCCGCAGAUGACGGAGUGAUGCCUCAAACACUUGAAGCCAUGUCCCAUGCAAAAGCAGCUAAAGUACCAAUUAUAGUUGCAAUUAAUAAAUGUGAUAAACCAGGUGCAAAUCCUGAGAAAGUGAAACUGCAGCUUGCUUCGGAGGGCUUACUGCUGGAGGAGAUGGGUGGUGAUGUUCAGGUCAUUGAAGUUUCAGCACUUCAAAAAUCUGGAUUGGAUAACCUAGAGGAAGCUUUACUUCUUCAGGCUGAAAUGAUGGAUCUGAAGGCACGAAUUGAUGGGCCUGCUCAAGCUUAUGUGGUAGAAGCAAGGCUUGACAAAGGACGCGGUCCAUUGAUAACUACCAUAGUAAAGGCAGGAACCUUAACUUGUGGUCAGCAUGUGGUUGUAGGCUCAGAGUGGGGAAGAAUAAGAGCUAUUAAAGACAUGGCAGGAAGGUUAACUGAACGAGCAACUCCUGCAAUGCCUGUUGAGAUUGAAGGGCUUCGAGGCUUGCCAAUGUCUGGUGAUGAUGUUAUUGUUGUUCAUUCUGAGGAGCGAGCCAGAAUGCUGAGUUCUGGUAGGACAAGGAAGUCCGAGGAGAAUAGACUUAGGAGGAAAUUGAAUGAGGACAUCCCAUCUACUUUGGAAUCAUCUGAGGAGGUUCCACAGAGGGUUGAGAUGCCAGUAAUAGUAAAAGCAGAUGUUCAGGGAACUGUUCAAGCUGUUACUGAUGCAUUAAGAACUUUAAAUAGUUCCCAGGUUCUUGUGAAUGUUGUUCAUGUUGGUGUUGGCCCUAUUUCUCAAUCUGAUGUGGACUUGGCACAAGCUUGUGAUGCGUGCAUAGUUGGAUUCAAUAUCAAGAGUCCACCAAUUGCUCUUAGUCAGGCAGCAACUCGUGCCAGUAUCAAGGUGAUUCUGCACCGUGUUAUUUACCACCUUCUGGAGGACAUAGGAAAUUUGAUAAUAGAGAAGGCGCCGGGUACUUUUGAGACCCAGGUAGCUGGUCAGGCAGAGGUGCUGAACAUCUUUGAGGUGAAGGGCAGCAAAACAAAGGGACCUGAUGUUAAGAUUGCCGGGUGUCGGGUCGUAGAAGGUUUUGUGGCAAGGACGGGAACCAUGAGGCUUCUGAGGAGUGGGGAAGUUGUGUUUGAAGGACUUUGUGCAUCUCUUAAGCGGGAGAAGCAGGAUGUGGACAGUGUGAAGAAGGGUAAUGAGUGUGGAUUAGUGAUCAAUGAUUGGUAUGAUUUCAAGAUUGGAGAUGUUAUUCAGUGCUUGGAACAGGUUGUGAGGAAGCCCAAGUUCAUAAAGUCAGAGAGUGGUGCUGUUCGAAUUGAGUGCUGAUCCAAUUUUGUGGUGAAAUUAUUACACACCAAGCCAGCAAAUAGGAGGGUAUGUCAAAGUAAUUCAUUUUUGUUGUACCUAAUGAAGAUAAAGGUGGUCAUUAAUUAUUGAGGUAUAAUUUAAAUAGGAUAGUAUAAUAGGUUUUUGACCAAGCAAUGUCAGAUUUUAGUAUAUGAGAAUCACAGAUCUACCAUUUUAUAGAAUGUGUUAAAUUCUACCA
Molecule: messenger RNA, 2697 nt
Organism: Arachis duranensis
Lineage: Eukaryota; Viridiplantae; Streptophyta; Magnoliopsida; Fabales; Fabaceae
Exons: 8
Coding region: 315-2477 (720 amino acids)
Biological process (GO): translational initiation
Molecular function (GO): GTP binding; GTPase activity; translation initiation factor activity
Source: RefSeq, a predicted model, not a curated record